Molecule: messenger RNA, 3833 nt
Organism: Equus quagga
Lineage: Eukaryota; Metazoa; Chordata; Mammalia; Perissodactyla; Equidae
Gene: TMEM170A
Product: transmembrane protein 170A
Exons: 3
Coding region: 328-762 (144 amino acids)
Biological process (GO): endoplasmic reticulum tubular network organization
Cellular component (GO): endoplasmic reticulum membrane
Source: RefSeq, a predicted model, not a curated record
GAGAAGGGCAGAGCAGCGCUCGCCUCACUGGAGCAGGAGAGACUUCCCCAGUAGAGGGCGUAGCCUGUGGGUGCUGGGUCUCGGUGAGCCGUACGCAACGUCAGAGACGGGAACAACCCUAGCCCCGCCCCUGCCGCCAGCGACGCGCUCUGAUUGGAGGGAGGAACCAUCACUUGGCAGCGCCGUUGGGGUAGGAGGAAGAGAGCUGGGCCGAAGGUGACGCUGAGGCGGCCGAGUUGCGGAAAGCGGAGUGGCCCCUGAGUGAAAGGGAGCCUCGGCAGCACUUCGGCCACUCUCCCCCAUCUCUCUGCGGUGAAUGGCGGCGGGAUGGAGCACGAGGGAAGCGGCGCCAGCGGAGGCUCGGCCGGGCUCCUGCAGCAGAUCCUCAGCCUGAAGCUCGUGCCGCGGGUGGGCAACGGGACCCUGUGCCCCAACUCCACUUCUCUCUGCUCCUUCCCAGAGAUGUGGUAUGGUGUGUUCCUGUGGGCACUGGUGUCCUCUCUCUUCUUUCAUGUCCCUGCUGGAUUACUGGCCCUCUUCACCCUCAGACAUCACAAAUAUGGUAGGUUCAUGUCUGUAAGCAUCCUGUUGAUGGGCAUCGUGGGACCAAUUACUGCUGGAAUCUUGACAAGUGCAGCAAUUGCUGGAGUGUACCGAGCCGCAGGAAAGGAAAUGAUACCAUUUGAAGCCCUCACCUUGGGCACCGGCCAGACGUUUUGUGUAGUGGUGGUCUCCUUUUUGCGGAUUUUGGCUACUCUAUAGCAUACACCCUCCAGCUACGAUGUCGAACCUACGCUUUUAUAGACUCCUCCAAAAGAAUACGUUAUGGAAUGUAGUGUUUUCUUAGUUCUCCAAAUGGAAGCAACUCGGAUGAAAAAGUAUGUGAAGAACAACACCUCAGCCCUUCCUUAGUUUGAAGCUCCGAGAAUCGAAGUGAAGAUCUUUCUGAACUCCUAUUGUUUUCAACCAAAGCAAAUCAAGUUUCUUGGGCUUUUUCUUUUUUUUUUUUUGGUGGAUAGUUAAGCCAUUUUCCAGGUGCACCUUUACCCAAGCCAGGUCCACAGUGCUUCUGGGUUGGCAUCCUUCGCACUGAAACGUACAAUAUCUGUGAGAAAAUGCAAUGUUGCAUAUUUCAUGGAAACUGUGGAAAUUUUUGGUUUAUUUCUGAGCAGAGUAGACAUACUAAAAUCUUAUUUGGUCUAAUCUUGAUUAAAAUUUGGCAGACUCUUCUUCUGAUACACCUUCAUGACAGUCAGUGCCAAGUAGGUUUCGGUUGAGUACCGCUUUGAGAACAAAAACAGGAAAAAAAAUCUAGAACACAAGUAGUGGCUUUCAGUCCACUAUUUAAAGAAAAAGAUACCUACUGAAAGAUGUGACAUUUUAUGGAUAACUCUCUUGACCUCUAGUUAUUUAAUAUAUUUUAAGACGUGAAUUUGUUGUUUUUUAAGUUUUGUCAAAAUAAGCUAGCUAAUUGAGACUUUUUUUUUCAGAAUUCCUAUACCACUAUUUCCUAUCACUUUCAUUCUAUUAAUUUUAUUUAGUUUAAUUGGGAACAUACCUCAUGAAAUAGCUCCAGUUAAAAAUUUUAAGCCAGAUUGGUUAGGAUAUUCUUUUUAACAUUGAGGCACACAAAAAAGAUACUUAAAUAUUCUGUUAGUUUUUUGUAGUGACUUUGGUUUAUUAAUGGCGUUUGAAAAAACUGUGGAAGUGCAGCUUAAAGUAGAGUUUCUGGUCACUGAUUUCUUAGUCUUAAUGUGGUUACCGAGUGGCGAGUCUUCAGCCCACUUUGACAGUAUUGGGUGUCACUCCCAGAAAGUGCCUAAAGUUGAAUUUUCACAGCUCUCUCCACUGUGCACUAUACAUUCUCCUUCAAGGGAAUUUGUAUCCUUAAAGAGAAUUAAAUAUCGAGAGUCUUUUAAACCCAAUUUUAGCUAUUUUAAUUUUUCUUCUACUACCUAACUUUCUUUUUCAUUGAAAGGCCUGAAAACUGUGAUCUUCAAAAGAGAUAGGAUUGCAAAAAUUAUCUAACUUGAUCCUUACCACCUAAACUGUUUUGUAUGGAGUACAAUCAGUGUUGUUUUCUGUUUUCAAAAUAGUUUCUGGUAAUUAAGUCUGACAUUUUAAAGGAAAGUUUUCAUUGUGAGAGUCAGGCUAAGAGCCCAUGAGGUCAUGUGCACAUGAAUGUAUCUCUUCCAAUUAGAGCAAUAUGCACUCAGCUUCUGAUUAAAAAAUAGCCAAGAGGACCAAUUUAACCAGAGAUAGUCCAAGAGAAAAAUUACAAAGGGAUCAUAAAAAUUAACUGGAUAUUUUCUUUGAAUAGGCCAUUAGCCCACUUAUCAAAAUUAUAGUGACACAUACUCAAGACCAAGUGGAAAAUUACAAGUAGAGCUGGAACGCAGGCAAAUGUCCUUACAAAUUCCCCAACAAGAUUACCCUCCAAGUGCUCAAAUCUUCCUUUGAAGCAAAUUUUAAGUCUUUAGUUAAAGACUCCAUUUUUCAGUUCAAGGAGUUGUGAUUUUGAAAAGUAGCCCUUCAGUUUAAGAAAUUUUGGGAUAUUGUAUCCUUUAUUAUAAGAAAUGAUUUUAAAAAUCUCUAUUGAAGGAUGCUUCAUAGCGUUCUCAUCUAAAACAUUCUUUUGGAUAGAAUUUCACAAAUUGAACAUGAACAGGGCCAGAGGUGGGUGGGCCCCUCCCCCUGAAUACUAAUUUUUGAACAUAUUGAUCCAUGAUUUGAAUGUUUGGUUAUUUUUCCUUUAGAGCCAAGACACAAAAAUGAAUGCAUUUUGAAAGAUGUCUUUGUUUCCAUCUGUUUCUUGCUUGCUAUAUUUUGAUUAUCCACUCUUUUUAAAAACUUCAAAUAUAAAAUGUUGUGUACCUUCAAAUUACUGAAUGCUUCAUCCAUCCCACUAUGUGAACAUUCUCUUGUGAAUAAAUGUUAUAUAGACUUUAUACAGAUUGAGCUUUGUAGCUUGAAUGUUUUCAGGGAGAAACUAUUUGAUAAAGUAUGUCUGUUAUCUCUCGUUUUUGUUGUUUUUAAAUUUCUCGUCUCAAAUACACAAUUAUUUGGGGGUGGUUGUUCAGAUGAAAAAAUAUUGGCAUUUAUGUUGAAAAUUUUAUUUUACCAUAUAUAGUUUUUUGAGAAUUUUUGCCAACAACUGGCUUUCUUAGAGACAUAUGCAACCAUCCCUCCCCAGCUCUGCACCCACCCUUUUUUUAUGCAGAGGAGGGAGGCAACCCCCAACCAUAAAAGCUGAUUUCUGGAUUCUUUGAUAGAGGGAUUUGGAAGCCAUUUCAUGAAAACUUAAGUCCAUCUACAGAUGCGUAACGAAGAUCCCAAGAGAAAGAUGUCUCUUUGUGCUAUUAACUCUUAUUUUUGCAUCAAAACAUUACUCCUUAGGAAAUGUCUAAAGUAGUGAGAAAAAGUUCAUGCAAAUAACUACCUUUAAACCCUUGUGUUUUUUAAUUUUUUAAAUUGUGUGUUGGCUUUUGAUUCCACUGUCCUUUCUGACUGCUCUGGUUUGAAUUAAGUUCUUACAACAUCUGCACUGCAUACCAGUCUUCCCUAAGAACCCAUUUCCUGGAAUGUGAAGCCCUGGUGCCAUUAGCUCUCCAAACGCAGAAAGUUUUGUGUAUGUGCAUUUCUUUUCUGUGCACUCUGUGAGGCUGGUUGUGACUAAAAUCAGCUUAACUUUUUGUAUUAGAUUAUUUCACUAACUGCUACAAAGUGAUCAAAUCUUUGUACAAUAGAAAAUUAUUUAAAUUUUAUUUUUCUACUGACAUUUCUAAUUCUGGUAUAAAUGUUUAUCAAUAAAGAAUUACUUCCAAUUCUGUGAA